Molecule: messenger RNA, 3039 nt
Organism: Suncus etruscus (white-toothed pygmy shrew)
Lineage: Eukaryota; Metazoa; Chordata; Mammalia; Eulipotyphla; Soricidae
Gene: NOD2
Product: nucleotide binding oligomerization domain containing 2
Exons: 11
Coding region: 10-3039 (1009 amino acids)
Biological process (GO): defense response to bacterium; positive regulation of canonical NF-kappaB signal transduction; regulation of apoptotic process
Cellular component (GO): cytosol
Molecular function (GO): protein binding
Source: RefSeq, a predicted model, not a curated record
GGCACUGACAUGUGCACGCAGGAGGCUUUCCAGGCACAAAGGGCCCAGCUGGUGCAGCAGCUCAUCUCUGGUUCUCUAGAGGGUUUCGAAACCAUUUUGGAUUGGCUGCUGGCAUGGGGUGUCUUGUCCUGGGAGGAAUAUGAGGGCCUCAGACUCCUGGGCCAGCCCCUCUCCCAAUUGGCCAGGCACCUCCUGGACACUAUCUGGAAGAAGGGUGCUUGGGGUUGUGAGCAACUCAUUGCCGCCCUGCAAAAGGCCCAGGCCCACAGCAAGGCCCCUGAGCUCCCAGACAGCUGGAACCUCCACUCACCCUGCCAUGACCUGCAAAGCCACCGGCCCGCCAUCAUCAGAAGACUCUACAGCCAUGUGGACGAUGUGCUGGAACGGGCACAGGAUCAAGGCUUUGUCAGCAAAUAUGAGUGUGAUGAAAUCAGGCUGCCCAUCCUCACGUCAUCCCAGCGGGCACGAAGGCUCCUUGACCUUGCCACAGUGAAGUCAAAUGGACUGGCUGCCUUCCUUUUACAUCAUAUUCAAGAGUUGCCAGUGCUUUCAUCUCUGUCUUUUGAAGAUGCUGCACAUAAGAAGUACAUUUCCAAACUCAGGAUCACUGUUUCCGCACAGUCCCGUUUCCUGAGCACCUACGAUGGGGCAGAGAAUCUUUGCUUGGAGGAAAUAUACACAGAGAAUGUUCUGGAGAUCCACACAGAGGCAGGCUUGGCUGGACCCUCCCAGGAGAACCUGAGGCUGGAGGACCUCUUCAAUACCCGUGGCCAUCUCAACCAGGAUGCAGACACCAUACUGGUGGUGGGUGAGGCAGGCAGUGGCAAGAGCACACUCUUGCAGCAGUUACUGCUGCUCUGGGCCUCAGGCCACGACUUCCAGGAGUUUCUCUUUGUCUUCCCAUUCAGCUGCCGGCAGCUGCAGUGCGUGGCCAAGCCGCUGUCUGUGCAGACGCUGCUCUUUGAGCACUGUUGUUGGCCUGAUGUGGGCCAAUCUGACAUCUUCCAGUUUCUCCUUGACCAUCCUGACCGCGUCCUCUUAACGUUCGAUGGCUUUGAUGAGUUCAAGUUCAGGUUCUCAGACCGUGAGCGACACUGUUCUCCAACUGAGCCCACAUCUAUCCAGAAUCUGCUUUUUAACCUUGUGCAGGGCAACUUGCUGAAGAACGCCUGCAAAGUGUUGACCAGCCGCCCAGGUGCAGUGUCGGCCUUGCUCAGGAAGUACAUUCGGGCAGAGUACACCUUAAAGGGCUUCUCAGAAGAGGGCAUUGCCGGGUAUCUGAGGAAGUGCCACCGAGAGCCGGGUGUGGCCAACCGCCUUAUCAGCCUUCUCCAAGCCAGCCCGACCCUGCAUGGUUUAUGCCACCUCCCCGUCUUCUCGUGGAUGGUAUCUAAAUGCCACCAGGAGUUGUUGCUGCAGGGUGGAGGCUCCCUGAAGACCACCACAGACAUGUACCUGCUGAUUCUGCGGCAUUUUCUGCUCCAUGCCUCCCCAGCAGACUCAGCUGUCCCCAGCUCAGUCCCCUGCCCAUUGCAAGCUCGGUUCCCCACCCUCCUGCACCUUGGCCGCCUGGCCCUCUGGGGCUUGGGCAUGUGCUGCUAUGUGUUCACAGACAAGCAGCUCCAGGAGGCUUGCGUGGAUUCCGAGGACAUCUCUCUUGGCUUCCUAGUGCGCACCCAAAGGACGGGGUCCCAGGGCAUGGCAACCCUGGAAUUCCUACAUAUCACCUUUCAGUGUUUUUUUGCCGCCUUCUACCUCGUGCUCAGUGCUGAUGUUCCAACAUCCUCACUCAGGCAUCUCUUCAGAUGCGGCAGGCCUGGUGGCCGGUUCCUGGACAGACUGCUGCCUGUGUUGUGUGUGCCAGGCUCAGGAAGCAAAGAGGGCGGAGGAGUGGCAGCUCUGUUGCUGGAGGCUGAGCCUCACAACCUGCAGGUGACAGCCACUUUCCUGGCGGGGCUAUUGUCCCAGAAACACAGGGAACUGUUGGCUGGCUGCCAGGCCCCAAAGGAGGCCCUGCUUAAGCGCCAGGCCUGUGCCCACCGGUGUUUGGCCCGCAGCCUCCGCCAGCACUUCCGCUGCAUCCCUGCAGCAGUGCCAGGGGAGGCCAAGAGCAUGCAUGCCAUGCCUGACUUUGUCUGGCUCAUCCGGAGCCUGUACGAGAUGCAGGAGGAGCGGCUGGCACGGCAGGCUGUUCGGAGGCUGGACGUUGAGCAUCUCAAACUGACCUUCUGUGGUGUGGGUCCAACCGAGUGCGCUGCCCUGGCUUUUGUGCUGCGUCACCUUCGGCGGCCCGUGGCCUUGCAGUUGGACCACAAUUCAGUGGGCGACAUUGGUGUGGAGCAGUUGCUGCCUUGCCUCGGUGUCUGCAAAGCACUUUAUUUACGAGACAACAACAUCUCAGACCGAGGCAUCUGCUUGCUGGUGGAACGUGCCCUCCACUGUGAGCCACUGCAGAAGUUAGCUCUUUUCAACAACAGAUUGACUGAUGGCUGCGCCCGCUCCCUCGCACAGCUCCUUGCUUGCAAGCAGAACUUUCUGGCGUUAAGGCUGGGCAAUAACCACUUCACUGCUGCGGGUGCCCAGGUGCUGGCUGAGGGGCUCAGAGGCAACAUCUCCUUGCAGUUCCUGGGGUUCUGGGGUAACAAAGUAGGUGACCAGGGUGCCCAGGCCUUGGCUGAAGCUCUGAGGGAUCACCAAAACCUAAAGUGGCUCAGCCUGGUAGGUAACAACAUUGGCCCUGUGGGUGCUCAAGCUUUGGCGUUGAUGUUGGAGCAGAACGUGGCCCUGGAAGAACUCUGCCUGGAGGAGAACCAGCUCCUGGAUGAAGGCGUGUGUUCUCUUGCUGAAGGGAUGAAGAGAAAUUCCUGUCUGAAAGUCCUCAAGUUGUCCAACAAUGGCAUCACCUUCCUUGGGGCCACUGCCCUCCUGCAGGCCCUUGAAAGGAACAACACCCUCCAGGAAGUCUGGCUCCGAGGAAACAUUUUCUCUCCUGAGGAGCUGGAGAAGCUCAGCCACCAGGGCAGCACACUCUUGCUUUGA